Cygnus atratus (black swan) is the source of this 1685-nucleotide messenger RNA. RefSeq names its product G protein nucleolar 3 like (gene GNL3L). Gene Ontology annotation, cellular component: nucleolus. The record is from RefSeq and is a predicted model, not a curated record. Lineage: Eukaryota; Metazoa; Chordata; Aves; Anseriformes; Anatidae. Gene Ontology annotation, molecular function: GTP binding.
UGACGCCAGGCAGCGAGCCGAGAGGGCAGGCGAGCGGCGUGGGGGCGGCCAUGACGCGUUCCCGGCGACAAGUGGAGGCCGCCCGCAGGAAGCGGCUCCAGGGCAAAGCCUCGAAGGCAGCAGGGAAGAAGGACCCCGGGGUGCCGCAGCUCGGCCGCUUCGCCGCUCACGUCCAGCAGCAGAAUGAGAAAAAACAGAAAAGGGUGGCCGAGGCGCGGCGGCGGCAGGAGGAGGCGCGGGGCGCAGAGCUGGGCCGGCGGCGCAGCCUGGCGGGGCUGCAGCUCGACGCCCUGCGGCGGCAGCGUGACUUCGAGCGCAAGGAGGUGGCGGCAGCCCAGCCGGACGCUCAGGGCGAAGCCUCGCUGCGGCAGUACGGGCGGGAGCUGCGCAAGGUGCUGGCGGCCGCCGACGUGGUGCUGGAGGUGCUGGACGCCCGAGACCCCCAGGGCUGCCGCAGCCCCCAGCUGGAGGCUGCCGUGCGCAGCGCCGGCGCCCGCCAGCGCCUGGUGCUCGUCCUCAAUAAAAUUGACCUGGUGCCGCGGGACGUGGUGGCGGCGUGGCUGAAGUAUCUCCGCGCCGAGUUCCCCACCGUGGCCUUCAAGGCGUGCACGCAGCAGCAGAGUCGCAACCUGAAGCAGAGCCGGCUGCCGGUGACCGCGGCCCCCGAGGAGGUGCUGGCCGGGGGGGGCAGCGUGGGGGCCGACUGCCUGCUGCGGGUGCUGGCCAACUACAGCCGCUCGCGGGAGGUGAAGACGGCCAUCACCGUGGGUGUCGUGGGCUACCCCAACGUGGGGAAGAGCAGCCUCAUCAACAGCCUCAAGCGGAGCCGGGUUUGCGGGGUGGGGGCCACGCCGGGGGUCACCAGGUGCCUGCAGGCGGUGCAGCUGGACCGCCACAUCCAGCUGCUCGACUGCCCCGGCGUCGUCAUGGCAACGGGCGCCCCCCCCGCCGCCGCCCCCCUGAGGGGGGCCCUGGCCCCCCAGCGCCUCAAGGACCCCCUGGGCCCCGCCGCCGCCAUCCUGCGCCGCUGCCCCCCCCAGCAGCUGAGCGAGCUGUACGGGGUGCCCCCCUGCGCCGACCCCCGGCAGUUCCUCUCCCACCUGGCCCGGCGCCAGGGCCGCCUGCGUCCGGGGGGGCUCCCGGACCCCCGCGCCGCCGCCGUGGCCCUGCUGCGCGACUGGACCAGCGGGAAAAUCUCCUACUACACGCGCCCCCCCGGGCGCGACGAGGCGGGGGCGCAGCUGGAGGCACAGAUCCUGCCCGCGCUGGGGCCGGAGCUCGACCUGGAGGCGCUGGAGCGGGGCGACGCCGAGGCGCUGGCGGCCGUCCCGGUGGCGGUGGAGGGCAUCGAGGUGUCGCCGUGCGGCCCCGAGGAGGAGGAGGAGGAGGAGGAGGAAGAUGAGGAUGAGGCCAUGGAGCGGGGCGGCGCCGCGGAGGCGGACGGCGAUGGUCUGGAGUUCGGCGCGCUGACGGUGGAGCUGAAGCCCCGGGCGAAGCCUGGGGGGGGCGGGAGGAGGCUGCCCCCCCCCGCGCCCCCCGUUUGGAAGAAGUGGCCGCGCUGCCCCCCCUGCUGCAGGGCCAGGGGCUGGCGGCCGCGGGCAAGCGGCGGAAAAAAGCAGCAAAAAAGAGCAGAAAAAAUCGCCACCAAGCUCUCGGAGACGCUGACGGCGGCCAUGCAGCUCUGA